Messenger RNA from Darwinula stevensoni, 1616 nucleotides. Lineage: Eukaryota; Metazoa; Arthropoda; Ostracoda; Podocopida; Darwinulidae. The record is from the annotation of a GenBank genome assembly.
GCAGUCUGCUAUUGCCACGCCCAGUGUGUCCAGCUCUAGGCAACUUCAGUGUUGUACCUUUAGGGUUUUCUCACCAUCUCUGCUCGUUCCUCGACCGAUGGGGAUGAAGGUAGCAGCGUUCGACUGGAGUAGGCUUAGUGUUUUACUCCCUCUGUUCGUAUUGUUGUCGGGACGGCGUGCCGGAGCGCAAGACUGAGUCAUGAUGAUUUCGUGCGACGGAUUCCGACACGAUUACCUUUCCCUCGCCGAUACACCUCAUUUGGACGCGUUGAGGGAGAAUGGAGUCUACGUGGCGAAGUUGAAGCCGAUCUUCCCGUCCAUCACCUUCGUGAAUCAUCAAGCCAUCGCCACGGGUCUCUACGCCGAGACUCACGGGAUCUUAGCAAACGAUAUCAUCGAUUCCGAGACGGGAGAAUUGGUGAACAUGUUCGACGACGGCGAGAAAUUCGCUACCGCGGACCCACGCAUCAUCCCCAUCUGGGUGUCGAACGAAGAGGCAGCGAGCGGGAGAUAUUCGGGAGUGAGCAUGUGGGCGGGAGGACAGUUUCACUGGGGCCCGAACGAAGCCGUGCCGACUCAUCUCACGUUGUACGAUGGGAGCGUGCCGUGGGAGGAGAGGGUGGAUCUCGCCCUGUCCUGGUUCGUCGACCCGGAUCGACCGGCCAAUUUCGUCGUCUUCUACUUGGAGGAACCCGAUAGUACGGGGCACGAUAACGGACCGGAAUCUCCGGAGGUGAAGGCGAUGGUGGAGAUGGUGGAUGCAUUGCUUGGAUAUCUCGUGUCGCGGCUCGAGGCCCUGAGCCUUUUAGACGGGACUAAUCUCGUCUUCCUUUCGGACCACGGGAUGCUGGGAGUGAAUCGCAGCAUGACGUUGCACCUCGACUCCAUCCCCGUCCCUCCCAGUGAUUACUGGCAUGCCACAAACUCUCCCCUUGUGCUCAUCUAUCCGUUGGAAGGGAAAGAGGAAGAAGUUUAUCAGGGAUUCCUCACUGCAUCCAUGACGAGACCAUUCACAGUGUACAAAACGGAAAACAGUCCCGAAGAAUGGCAUUACGGACCCACACCACAUUCCCCACCAUUUUACAUAGUUGCCGACAAAGGAUAUACUUUCAGUGAUGAUGCCUGGUUGCUGAAUAUCCCCGAAGACCCGAGGAACGAGAUGAUCGGGGUCCACGGAUACAACAAUUCCUUUCCCGAAAUGCAGGCCUACUUUGUCGCCUACGGCCCGGCAUUCAAGCAGGGCUACGUAUCUCCUGAGGAUUUCGUUUUCAACAAUAUCGAUGUGUACCCUUUGCUCUGUCACCUCUUGGGAAUCCAAGCUCGUCCAAAUAACGGAACUCUGGAGCACUCCUUGGACUUUUUGGUGCCAACCAGCUCAACCGGCCACAGUGUCAGGGACUCGAGCUCGAAGGAGUGAUCGAUUUUGGAGUCACGUUCCAAGGCCGUUCUGGUGAGACGGAGCAAGUACCUCUGCCGAAGUAAUUGCAUUUCAAAUGCUGUCUCUAUAUUCACAAGUUUCCUUUUCGCAUUUCGUUUCUGUACUAAACCUUUAUUCCCCCUGUUUGUAGAAGUACAGAAUGCUUACAAACUGUAGCGCUUUGAAAUGAAUAUGUUCU